Messenger RNA from Alternaria arborescens, 432 nucleotides. RefSeq lists its product as hypothetical. The transcript is spliced from 2 exons. Bases 1 to 432 code for a protein of 143 amino acids. Gene Ontology annotation, molecular function: oxidoreductase activity, acting on paired donors, with incorporation or reduction of molecular oxygen; heme binding; iron ion binding. Lineage: Eukaryota; Fungi; Ascomycota; Dothideomycetes; Pleosporales; Pleosporaceae. The record is from RefSeq and is a predicted model, not a curated record.
AUGGAUGUCAGGAACACGACGACUGUAAACGGGCAGCUUUCUGCACCGUUCGCCGCAUUGCAGCACAGUCUCAUCGCGCAAUGCAUCGUGGCCAUCGCGGUAGUGUGCGUCUGUACUCGGAUCCUUUCCGGGCAUACCUUCAGAUCUAUCAAGUACGGAAAGGGUCGUAAUGUCUUGCCUCCAACGCUUCCUUAUUGGAUACCUGGACUGAAACACGCCUUGUCUUUUGCUUAUGAUUCGCAUGGCUUCCUAGCGAGAUGCUUGAACCAGUAUGGCGAUGGUUCGCCUUUCUAUCUAGACGCCGCAGGCCAGAAAUUACUUGUCGUCUUGGAUCCAGAGCACGUCAGAGGCGUGCUCAAUUCCUCAUCCGAAUGUGAUCCAAACCCAUUUAUCCACGACAAGAUCAUGGGCGCUUUGAUGGGAAGCCCAUAG